Cynoglossus semilaevis (tongue sole) is the source of this 2557-nucleotide messenger RNA. RefSeq names its product glomulin, FKBP associated protein a (gene glmna). The record is from RefSeq and is a predicted model, not a curated record. The transcript is spliced from 19 exons. Gene Ontology annotation, cellular component: cytoplasm. NCBI's taxonomy places the organism in Eukaryota, Metazoa, Chordata, Actinopteri, Pleuronectiformes, Cynoglossidae. Bases 182 to 1987 code for a protein of 601 amino acids. Gene Ontology annotation, molecular function: ubiquitin-protein transferase inhibitor activity.
GCCCGGCAUCGUGACAGUUUUAGUCCGGUUGUUUUGGAACAUGCAUCAUCUUUUAUUUCUUUUUUUGUCUUUAUCUAUAAAAGAAGACAUAGAAGUAUAACCGGUGACAAGACUGACAGUUGUUGACUUGACAGCAGAAAAGAAGUCGAUUCGCUGACAAACCUAAGCUGAAACAGCAGUGAUGGCUCUGGAGCAGCUCAGUGAUGUUGUCCAGAGAUGUCAAGCACUUCCUGUGGACAGCUACACCAGUGAGGAUCAGGACGUCUUCUUGAUAUCUGGCAGAACGUGCAUUGAGGAGGGAAAUGUUGCCCAGGUCCUCAGUAUUAUCCUGGAUGAGAAGAAUAAGGAGGUAGUGAGAUAUAUGGGCUGGAGUCUGCUGCCUCCACUGGUCGGAAUUUUGCUUAAGAAAGAAGAACGGAAUGUUCCUCAGUGCCUGGCCAUUUUCAACCACCUGAUUGAGUCCUGCAGCCCCAAGGAGCUUCUUAUUGGUCUGUUGGAGAACAUGGAGCAUGAUGAUCCAGACACCAUCGCAGAGAGUGUCCAUCUGCUGUUGACCCCUCUGCAGAAAGUCCUGAUGCGUCUUGGCAACCGUAAGGCCUCCUCCUUAGGCAUGACCCUGUCCUCCGUGUUGGACCAGGUGACCAAACUGCCUCUGCCCCGGACCAAAGAGCAGGAGGAGGACGAUGUCUUUUCAGUUUGUCGCAGCUGCACUGACCUGAUAGUGUUUGUCAGACCGUUUGUCCAGGAGGUCAGUCGAACUCUGCUGAAGAGCGACGAGCUGAGCGACAGCACCCAGAAGAUGACCAUCAGACAGAGGACCGACGAGGAAGAUGAACUGAGAACAGAACUGCUGAAGUUCUGCAUGAAGGCCUUGAGUCGCCCCCUGUUGGAGGUACACCUCAAGGAACCCGACACGCUGGCUGUGUCUCCUCUCAGGAACUUUGCCGAAGACAUUCUGAAUAUCCUCAGAACUAUUGGAGAACCUCUGACCGCUCUGGUUCACCGGCCAGUGCUGAAAAGAAAACUGGUGCCAGGAUUUCUGGAGGAGGAGGUUCGUUAUCCCAAAGAGUCUUUGGCCAGUUUGACACACCUGGUGUUCGUCCAUCUGUUGGCUGCCGAUGCUUUUUCUUAUGUUUACAGUCCCGUCUUCUGCCUUCGCUGUAACAUGGAGCACAUCUGCCUGCUGUUGUCCAGAACAGAGGAGAACAUGAUUCAGAAGGGAUUGGAGCUGUACGAGAAGAGUCUGCUGCGGGUGGACGACGGAACACUGUGUGCUGACCUGCUGGAGAUCAGAACUUUCCUCACUGUCCCCAAGAACUUGGUGAACGUCAUGACGAUGUGCCCAAGACACGAUCUAAGAACUAAAGGUCUGAAAAUAUUCCAGCUGAGCAUUGACAAGUUUGACACUGAAGCCAAGUACAAAUUCUUCCAGUACACACUGAAGGCCAUCAGUCACUCAGGAGUCCAGGGCUACAUCAUCAAAAACAUCAAGAACCAGAUCAACUCUGCCCUGCAGACUGGUAACAGUAACACCUGGUUCCUGGGGAUUCAUCUGCUGCCUCUGCUGAGGAAGGUUCUCAUCCUACCAGACGGACCAGAGACUGACCUGCUGCAGUACUUGGACAGAUUGAUGGAGUCUCUGAACCUGCUGCGCUACCUGAUCAUCAGAGACAAAGUGACAGAGAACCAGACAGGGAUCUGGACAGAGCUUUAUAAGAUCGAGGAUACGUUCACAAAGCCUCUGCGAGUCGGGCUGAACAUGACGAGAGCUCAUUAUGAGAAAGAGCUGCAGAACACCAUGGAGGACAAGAAAGCCAAGACCAGAGAGGAAAUGAAGGUUUCUGUGUCUGUCGGUGAUGAGAAGCUGCCUAAGAUGACGUCGCAAUCGCAGAUUCAGGCUCUACACUCAGCCCUGCACACAUUCGACAUGAUUGAGAGCGUGUUGGUGAGAGUAGAGGAACUCAUCGACGUGCAGGAAACUCCCUAGAAAACUCUCCAACGUCAGCGUCUAUCUACUGCAUCUCAGGACAAUCUGUUGUAUAACAGUUGCCUUUUUUUUGGACUUUCUAUUUAAAAAUAAUGAGAAACUUUUGAGAAACCGAUUUGGUUUGUAGCAACAGUGUAAUAAUGUUGAACAAGUACACCCUGUCUCACAGAGUAAAAUUACAUUUUCCUUUUUUUCAGAACGAGACCUUUUUCUUUACACGUGAAAAUUCCCGUCCAGUUGCCUAACAGAACUCCUCAACCAUGAACCUGGAUGACUGAGAAUCUUCAUAGACCACAUAGAAUUUAUCCAAGACAAAGUAAAUUAACCACCAGAUAUCUGGACAAAACAUCAGUGUCCUAGGUGACACUAAAAUGAAACAAGCAAAAACAACUGUCAGUAACACUCUGUUGGGUCAGUUUUGUCUUUAUUACAUAAAUAAAUAAAUUCAGUGGUAAUAAUUUAACAUCUAAUAGGAACUGAAUUACAUUAAUGUAGUAAAAAAAUGUAUAUACACACACACUUGCAUAUGUACAAAUACUAUAUAUACACAUAUUUGAAAAAAAAAAAAAA